AUGGAAAUCCUAGUCCUAGGUCUUCCGCGCACUGGCACGCAAUCCCUUGCAGACGCCUUGAAUAUAUUAGGCUACCCGAAUAUCUACCAUAUGCGUGAGGUGGGCAAGAACCAGCAUCAGGCCAAGUGGAUCGAGGCACUGGAAGCUAAAUUCGAGGGGAAAGGCAAGCCGUUCGGACGUGAGGAAUUUGAUAGUUUUUUGAGUGGGUAUAAUGCUGAAGAUAUGUUUGUUGACUCAUACCAGGGCGUCGCCGACUACCCCGCGGCCAUCUUCCCCUGCGAACUCAUAGCCGCAUACCCCAACGCAAAAAUAAUCCUAAGCACCCGCGACGAAGAUAAAUGGUACGCCUCCAUGCUCGCAACCCUCUGGCACAAAUGGAGCACCAGCAAAAGCGCUUCCGAUCCAGCACCGAGCCCCAUGCGUCCCCUCUCAGACAAAUACCAGACGCUGGUUUGGGGUGGAGAUUUCCCUGCUCGUGGCCGCGCGCAGUUCCGUGCGCAUAAUGCCCUUGUGAGGAGCUGUGCUGGCCCUUCUGAGCAAGAGGGGGGGUUCUUGGAGUGGGAUCCGAGGGAUGGAUGGGCGCCGUUGUGUGAGUUUUUGGGGAAGGAGGUUCCUAAGGUGCCGUUUCCUAGGGUGGAUGAUUGGUUGGAGUAUAAAAUGUUACAUUCGACAUAG
Molecule: messenger RNA, 675 nt
Organism: Lachnellula hyalina
Lineage: Eukaryota; Fungi; Ascomycota; Leotiomycetes; Helotiales; Lachnaceae
Exons: 3
Coding region: 1-675 (224 amino acids)
Source: RefSeq, a predicted model, not a curated record